AAGACCGCUAUGAUUGGCGAGUUGCAAAGAUUAGCUUCGCGAUAUGGCACACACCUUGUGAGUCAGGAUUAAACGUUUUAUCUACUCUCUGUUAACGGAUAUCGUGAAUUCUUCGAUUUUGAACGUAUCUCGGAGCAACGAACUCGCCUGCCGGCGACUGAAAUCUCUGGAUCGCGGUUAUAUUCGUUUGUUAAUUUCCAUUGACACACGCAUGAAAUUUUUGUUGCUACGCGGUCGAUUCGACGGAAUAGCUGAAUCGGAUACGCGGUAAAAAUAAAUACGUACAGUAAAAAGCGCAAAAGAAGGAUCACCGUGAUAAUCGUGCUUAUUUUUCGGAUGAAAUUCAGUGCAGUACACGUGCAUCAUCCAAUCGUUGCCGAAGGAACCGUUAGAAGUUUCAGUCGUGUGCGCGUUUGAACGAUCUAGUAUACAUUUGUCAUCUACGUGCGGAGAACCACUCCCGAUUGGUGUUACGGUGUUUCCGCGAUACUUGUUACCGUUAAAAGAAGAGUACCAAUAUGGCUGUUAAUGUUUAUGCAACAAAUGUGACAACUGAAAACCUGAGUCGACAUGAUAUGUUGGCAUGGGUAAAUGACUGUCUGCAGUCAUCGUUUACCAAGAUCGAAGAGUUAUGUACUGGAGCUGUUUAUUGUCAAUUCAUGGAUAUGCUUUUCCCUGGAAGCGUUCCAUUGAAGAGGGUCAAGUUCAAGACUAACCUCGAGCAUGAAUACAUACAGAAUUUCAAAAUUUUGCAAGGUGGUUUCAAAAAGAUGAAUGUAGAUAAGAUUGUUCCAAUUGAUAAACUGGUGAAAGGCAGGUUCCAAGACAACUUUGAAUUUUUACAAUGGUUCAAGAAAUUUUUCGAUGCAAACUACUCCAGAACAGAGCCAUACGAUGCACUUGCUAUGAGAGGAGGAGAAGCCAUGGGUAGUGGUGGAAAUAAUGCACCGCAUGGCACUAAUGCAAAACGCACCACACCACGUGAUGUAAAUUCGACUAAACCGGCCGCUCGUAUUGGUGAGGAUCCUUCGCCUCCUGUACCUACAGCUAACGUCAAGUCUAUUAACAAAGCUCCGGCUCAUCGUCCGCAAGCGAAAACAGGCGUGGGAAAUCGUGUCGAAUCUGGAAAAGUUGAAGAACUUAGUGCCCAGUUGAUGGAAUUAAAAAUGUCGUUGGAUGGGCUGGAGAAAGAAAGAGAUUUCUACUUCGGGAAAUUACGUGAUAUCGAAGUUAUGUGCCAAGAUUGUGAUAACGGAGAUCCUCCCCCAAUAGUACAGAAAAUCUUAGAAGUCCUUUAUGCAACAGAGGAAGGGUUUGCACCACCAGAAGAACUGGAAGGAGACGGUCUUGCGCCAGAUGACGAAGAAGAAUAUUAACUUCACUUUUUUUUGUACAAUCAUUAUAAAAAGUACGACAGCAAAUUGUCCAAGUGCGUUUCAGUUUAUUAUCUAUUUGUGAGCCAGUAUCAGUACCCUUCGCAUAAUUGAUAAGCUACUUUGUAUAGCUAUUUAAGCAUUUCCGCCUUUUCAUUUUCGUUACAAACGUUUUCACCGAGAGUUCAUUAAAAGAUUUGCACGUAUAAUUAGGGUAGGAAAGUACAUUAAAUAAAUGCACUUGAAUAACUUGUACUCUACGACAAGUAAUUAUUAAGGGUCAAAGAAAAGAAAAAACAGAAUUAGCAGUUCAUAUAUUGUCAUAGUUCUUUAUCGUAAUAAAAAUAACGGUAGAGCUUUGAACAUCGAUAAGUCUCAAAAUAUGAAGAGGAAAAAAAAAGAAAAUAAGGGAAAAAUAUUUUUGGAUGCAGAUACUCGACGACUAUCUGAAUCCAGUUUGUUAUACAGUAAUUUUAUGUUAACUAUGUUCAAUAACGUGUGAGUGUUUUUGUUUGUAAAUGCACUACUGUUUUUAUCGAUAAAUAGGUGAAAUCUCGUCGGUUUGUCCUUUUCGUACAUUGUUGUAGUUCUUUGAAAACCGUAUUUUAUGAGCGCAUAAUCUAUAGUGUAACUGUUUCAAACCUGUUUACCUUGUGCAAUUGCGACACAAUGCGUAUGAUACAAUCGAUUAUUUGUUAACAAUUGAAACCAUUAAUUUUUCACCGAUCAUAGAUGUGAAAUACGAUAUAUGAUAUAAUAUGUCGAAACUGAUUCUUGAAACGCAUUAAAUUGAAUUCCCCAAAUUUUAUACACACCUUUCGUUUUUUCUUUUCUUUCUUUCUUGUUUUUUUUUUUUUUUUUUUAAUUAAUGGAAGAUCAUAGUUUAUGCUGUCAUUGUAUAAUUUAUAAACUCAUAGAUACGAUUGCGAUCUAAAAUCUAAAAAAAAAAAAAAAAAAAAAAAGAAAAAGAAAA
Messenger RNA from Bombus huntii, 2346 nucleotides. RefSeq names its product microtubule-associated protein RP/EB family member 1 (gene Eb1). NCBI's taxonomy places the organism in Eukaryota, Metazoa, Arthropoda, Insecta, Hymenoptera, Apidae. Gene Ontology annotation, molecular function: microtubule plus-end binding. Bases 519 to 1376 code for a protein of 285 amino acids. The transcript has 7 exons. Gene Ontology annotation, cellular component: microtubule organizing center; spindle midzone; microtubule plus-end. The record is from RefSeq and is a predicted model, not a curated record. Gene Ontology annotation, biological process: regulation of microtubule polymerization or depolymerization; spindle assembly; protein localization to microtubule plus-end.